AUGUAUAAGUCGGAACAACAAAGGGGGUUACUAGUACCGGUAGCAGCUAAAAGAGUGACUUCCAUUAGCGUGCAAACUCAGAGAGCACUAAAGCGUUCUGCAAAUGAGAAACCGAACGGUCCACCACCCAAAGUUCAGAUUAGGGAAAUUGGAAGCAAGGAACAUGGAACGCCUUGCAACAAAUGGCAACUAGUGGAAAAUAAAAAGAGGAAAACUGUGACAAAACUGGACCUCGUUAAAGCGCAAAGAGUGAGACCCAAAGCUAUUCUUAUUAGCAAGACGGCAGACAAGUCUUACGCUGAAAUGUUAAAGCUCAUUAAAUCAAAACCAGAGCUUCAAGAAUUCGGAAAAAAUGUGAACAGAAUUCAAAAAACAACGAACGGGGAUAUAUUGAUUCAGCUUACCAAAGAAGCUGGAACUUUAGCUAAGGACUUAUGCACUGAAAUGAAGAACACACUUCAGGAUUAUACUAGUGUAAAAUCCUUAACACAACGCACCCUAAUAGAAUGCAGGGAUGCUGACCAAUUUCCAGCAAUAAACGUAAGCGACAUCAACGUCAAGUUUUGGUGUUACGCAAGGGACAAUACACGAACAGUGAUUAUCGAUCUCCCUUCUAAGGAUGCCAGUGUACUGAUCAUAGCUGCCUCAAUCAGAGUGGGCUGGGUACGCAGUAGAAUCAGAAAGCAUAUCACACCCACGAGGUGCUUUAAAUGUCUUCAAUUUAGACAUGCUGCUAGACAUUGCAAAAGCGAUAAUGAUAAAUCUAGCACAUGUAUGAGAUGCGGAGAAGAUGGUCAUAGAGCAAAAUCGUGCUCGGCUCAACCAAAAUGCACCCAAUGUCCGGAAAACUGUAAGGGUGGUAAUCUACACUACUCAAGAAGUUCUAAAUGCGAAUAUUACCAAAACGAAUUACCGUUUUAA
This is a messenger RNA of Teleopsis dalmanni, 921 nucleotides long. RefSeq lists its product as uncharacterized. Lineage: Eukaryota; Metazoa; Arthropoda; Insecta; Diptera; Diopsidae. The record is from RefSeq and is a predicted model, not a curated record. Bases 1 to 921 code for a protein of 306 amino acids. The transcript has a single exon. Gene Ontology annotation, molecular function: nucleic acid binding; zinc ion binding.